AUGGCAGACGAUCAGCCAAAGGGACUUAUUGCGAACAAGGGCAUUGAGUUGCUCACUUGGGGCACACCCAAUGGCUGGAAAGCUAGCAUUCUGCUUGAAGAGCUCAAAGAGGCCUACGGAAAGGAAUACACGUGGCAGCCCAUCAACAUCGGCAAGAACACACAAAAGGAGCCCUGGUUUACUAAGCUAGGUCCCAAUGGCCGAAUCCCAGUCAUUGUGGACCAUGAUCAAGGUGGUUUUGCUGUACAAGAGGGCCUCGCCAUCCUUACAUACCUGACGCGCCACUACGACCCCGAGCACAAGCUGAGCUUUAGCGACCCCCUUGACGUCUCGCGCGCAGAGCAAUGGAUGGCGUGGCAGCACGGCGGCCUUGGUCCGAUGCAAGGCCAGGCCAAUCACUUCAACCGCUUUGCCAAAGAGCGCAUUCCAUACGGUAUGCAACGCUACACGGGCGAGACGGAGCGCCUGCUGGGUAUUCUUGACUCGCACCUGGCCAACACUGAAUUCCUCGUGGGUAAUAAGUAUAGUAUUGCCGACAUUGCCAGCUUCGGUUGGUGUCAUAUGGCGAGCUUCUCAGGCAUCGACCUUGAAAUGUUCCCCAACUUGAAGAAAUGGCUGGACAGGAUACUUGCCCGGCCCGCAGUACAGAAGGGCCUUGCGAUCCCGUCUAAGAGCACAUAUGGCAACGACGCGUACUUGCAGAAGUUGAAGGAUGACAAGGAGUUUGCGGAGAAAGAGCAGCAACUUCAGGAACAGAUCAAGUCUGCCAAGGAGCAGUAUGGCUACAAGUACUCUAGCCCUUGA
Messenger RNA from Bipolaris oryzae ATCC 44560, 804 nucleotides. RefSeq lists its product as uncharacterized. Lineage: Eukaryota; Fungi; Ascomycota; Dothideomycetes; Pleosporales; Pleosporaceae. The transcript has 3 exons. The record is from RefSeq and is a predicted model, not a curated record. Bases 1 to 804 code for a protein of 267 amino acids.